UUGCAAGGUCCAUGAAAUGAAAUCUUUAAUAGCCAUUAAAAGACUUGUUUAUUAGAAACUGUUACCCUUUGUCAGCAGCUGUUGUUCUGCUUUAGGUGGGUGUGACUGUUGCUCAGACCACCAUGGAGCCGCACCUGUUGGAGGCGUGUGUUAGGGAGGUGCUUAAUGACACCGCUCCACGUGCCAUGGCUGUACUCGAGCCUCUCAAAGUCACCAUCACCAACCUGCCAACCAAUGCACAGAAGGAGGUUCGAGUCCCAGACUUCCCAGCCAAUGAAGCCAAGGGCAGUCACGUGGUUCCCUUCUCAAAGACCAUCUUUAUUGAGCAGAGUGACUUCAGAGAGGUGAUGGAGAAGGGCUAUAAGCGCCUGACUCCAGAUCAGCCAGUAGGCUUAAGACAUGCGGGAUACGUCAUCUCUGUGCAGCGUGUCAUCAAGGAUGGCUGUGGUAAUGUGUUUGAGUAUUGA
Molecule: messenger RNA, 467 nt
Organism: Sinocyclocheilus anshuiensis
Lineage: Eukaryota; Metazoa; Chordata; Actinopteri; Cypriniformes; Cyprinidae
Product: glutamine--tRNA ligase-like
Exons: 4
Coding region: 123-467 (114 amino acids)
Biological process (GO): glutaminyl-tRNA aminoacylation; translation
Cellular component (GO): aminoacyl-tRNA synthetase multienzyme complex; cytosol; cytoplasm
Molecular function (GO): ATP binding; glutamine-tRNA ligase activity
Source: RefSeq, a predicted model, not a curated record